Molecule: messenger RNA, 621 nt
Organism: Seminavis robusta
Lineage: Eukaryota; Bacillariophyta; Bacillariophyceae; Naviculales; Naviculaceae
Source: the annotation of a GenBank genome assembly
AUGGUGUCCACACGAAGAUCUCAAACUGAAAACAAGGACUACAAGAUCGGCGACAAAGUGGAAGUUCUUCAUAACAGCUGCCUGGCCACGGGCAUCUUGUUGGGUCCAGUCGAGACGGAAGAGGACGACAACAAGGGACGUGACUCUCCCGCAUCCGGUUCUUACACCACGCAUUGGCUUGCCAGUAUCGACGGCGAGUCUGAGGAAGUGGAAGUCUCCGAGCGCUACCUUGGCCGUGUCCUCAGCAGCCGUUGUAGCCGUCGCUCGGCCACCGCUCGCAAGCCGCAGGCAACAACCAGUAAACCCAAGUCGGCUCCUCCCAGCAGCAGCAACAACAAGGCCACUGCCAAACCAGCACCCACUGCCAAGUCGGUUCCCCCCAGCAAGGCCGCCGGGGCCAAGAAGCCAGCAGCUGUGUCCAAGCCAAGGGGAACCAAGCGCCAACGUGGGGAGGUGGAUGAUCUUGUGCAGGGAGAUGUCGCCGUCAUUGCGAAGAAGCAAAAAGCAACGGCUCCCAAAAUCACUACCGGAGAAUCCGUCAGAGUGUUCCAGAUGAAGACUGGAAAGCUCUAUCUUUACCGAGGCCUCAAGCCUCGUGCUGAAUUCGUCUGGCAGGUGUAG